Myxocyprinus asiaticus (Chinese sucker) is the source of this 4422-nucleotide messenger RNA. RefSeq names its product protein tyrosine kinase 2aa (gene ptk2aa). The record is from RefSeq and is a predicted model, not a curated record. The transcript is spliced from 33 exons. The coding region runs from base 202 to 3531 and encodes 1109 amino acids. Gene Ontology annotation, biological process: signal complex assembly; protein phosphorylation. Gene Ontology annotation, cellular component: focal adhesion; cytoskeleton. Gene Ontology annotation, molecular function: protein tyrosine kinase activity; ATP binding. NCBI's taxonomy places the organism in Eukaryota, Metazoa, Chordata, Actinopteri, Cypriniformes, Catostomidae.
AAUUCCGGGUCAGUUGUGUUGCCAGGCAUCAGGACGGGAUUUAUAUUUCCUUGUUUGCUCUCUUAUAUUCGUGCCUGGGCUUCUUUGGGUCUCCCAGCGUGGAGUUUAUGUAGCUUGGAUCUGUGCGUUACUCCGGUGCAUGGGUCCGUGAGGUGUUCCGUGAAGGAGGCCAGUGUGUGGUGGGACGUCACUCUGGUGCUUAUGCGGGUGUUUGAGAACGGUGGGUGCUGGCUGACCCUCAGCGCAGGUUCAGACAGACAGUCAGCCGCCUACAUGGAGAAACCACGAUGCAGCCCUUUCCCCUUGUGCUUGGCUGGAGAAUAUGACAGACACCUAGCACACAGAAAAGGCAUGGCAACAGCAUACCUGGACCCCAACCCAAACCACACCCUGGGGGGAGGCGCCAAGGCUCGCCUCAGCACGGGGACGGAGCGGGCCCCCGGGGCCCCUGACCGGGUCCUGAAGGUCUUCCAUCAUUUCGAGAACAACAGCGAGCACAGCACCUGGUCUAGCAACAUCCGCCAUGGAGACGCAACUGAUGUUAGGGGAAUCAUACAGAAGAUUGUGGACAUUCAUAAAGUGAAGCAUGUGGCGUGUUUCGGUCUGCGUCUCACUCACAUAUUGUCGGGCGACAUCCACUGGCUCCACCCAGAUAUGGGCGUUUCCCACGUGAGAGAGAAGUAUGAACAGAACCGCCCACAGGAUGAGUGGAGGUAUGAGUUAAGGAUCCGUUACCUGCCAAAGGGCUUCCUGCAUCAGUUUACUGAAGACAAACCAACACUGAACUAUUUUUAUCAGCAGGUGAAGAAUGACUACAUGUUAGAGAUCGCCGAUAAGGUGGAGCAGGAAAUAGCACUCAAGCUGGGUUGUCUUGAGAUCAGGAGGUUCUACAGAGAGAUGAGAGGAAAUGCUCUGGAUAAAAAAUCCAACUAUGAACUGUUAGAGAAAGAUGUUGGACUUAGACGAUUCUUCCCCAAAAGUUUAUUGGAAUCAGUAAAGGCCAAAACUCUUAGGAAACAGAUCCAACAAACGUUUAAACAGUUCGCCAACCUGAACGACGAGCAAAGCAUACUGAAGUUUUUUGAAAUCCUGGCACCCGUGUACAGAUUCGACAAAGAGUGCUUUCAAUGUGCUUUGGGGUCGAGCUGGGUGAUAUCAGUAGAUCUUGCUAUUGGACCAGAGGAGGGAAUCAGUUACCUGACAGACAAGGGCUUAACGCCGACACACCUGGCUAACUUCACACAGGUGCAGAGUAUCCAGUACUCAUGUGUGGAGGAGAAAGACAGGAAGGGCGUCUUACAGCUGGACGUGGCAGGAGCCGCUGAGCCUCUCACAAUCAGCACAUCUUCUUUCUCUACUGCUGAGAACAUGGCUGACCUUAUCGACGGCUACUGUCGACUGCUCAAUGCCGUCGCCCAGUCCUUCAUCAUCAGACCUCAGAAAGAGGGCGAGAGAGCUCUUCCAUCCAUUCCAAAACUUGCCAACAAUGAGAAACGCCUUGAGGGAAUUCGAGCAGGAGUUCGUGCCAUUUCUGUGUCAGAAGAUCUAAGUGGCGAUGAAACAGACGACUACGCAGAAAUCAUAGAUGAAGAAGACACCUACACCAUGCCCUCUACCCAAUGCUAUGGAUUAGAAGCAGCUCAGGACUAUGAAAUCCAGCGGGAGAGAAUCGAGCUAGGACGAUGUAUCGGUGAGGGCCAGUUUGGAGACGUCCACCAAGGAGUUUACAUCAGUUCGGAGAAUCCAUCGUUGUCCGUGGCCAUCAAGACGUGUAAAAACUGCACGUCUGACAGUGUACGAGAGAAAUUCUUACAGGAAGCUUUGACAAUGCGGCAGUUUGACCAUCCACACAUCGUAAAGCUGAUUGGAAUAAUCACAGAAAAUCCCGUGUGGAUCAUCAUGGAGUUGUGCACGCUUGGAGAGCUGAGGUCAUUCUUGCAAGUCAGAAAGUACAACCUCGAUCUGUCAACCCUGAUUCUGUUCGCCCACCAGCUGAGCACAGCGCUGGCGUACCUGGAGAGCAAACGCUUUGUGCACAGGGAUAUCGCUGCCAGAAAUGUGUUAGUGUUCUCCACUGACUGUGUGAAACUUGGUGACUUUGGUCUCUCCAGAUACAUGGAGGACAGUUCGUAUUAUAAAGCUUCUAAAGGGAAACUGCCAAUCAAAUGGAUGGCUCCAGAAUCGAUAAACUUCCGUCGGUUUACCUCUGCCAGUGAUGUCUGGAUGUUCGGUGUGUGUAUGUGGGAAAUCCUCAUGUUUGGCAUCAAGCCCUUCCAGGGCGUGAAGAAUAAUGAUGUCAUCGGGCGGAUAGAAAACGGCGAGAGGUUAGCGAUGCCCCCCAACUGCCCCCCCACCCUCUACAGUCUCAUGACCAAAUGCUGGGCGUAUGACCCCAGCAAACGCCCGCGAUUCACCGAACUCAAGACGCAACUCAGCACUAUCUUGGAGGAGGAGAAGGCCCAGCAGGAGGAGCGCUUCCGUAUGGAGAUGAGGAGACAGGUGACCGUGUCCUGGGAUACUGGGAAUUCAGACGAGGCUCCUCCAAAGCCCAGCAGACCUGGUUACCCGAGUCCUCGGUCCAGUGAUGGAUAUUUCCCCAGUCCACAACAUGCUGGUCCGCACAAUCAUUACCAGGUGUCUGGAUUUCCUGGCUCACAUAUGUCGGGUGCAGGAUACCCACCUCAAGCCUCUGUUCUCGACCCUCAUGAAACAUGGAACCAUCACAGAUCCGAGGCAGUGUGGUCUCCAAACAUAGAGGAUGGGGGCGCUCUCGGGCGGAGUCAGGGUCUGCCUGCCCACCUGAUGGAGGAGACGCUGAUGAAACAACAGCAGCAGAUGGAGGAAGAUCAGAGAUGGUUGGAACAGGAGGAGAGUUUCCUGAAGCUGGAGUCGAGGAAUUCAAGGGGCAGUAUUGACCGGGAGGACGGUGCUCUCCAAGGGCCGAUGGGGAAACAGCACGUUUACCAGCCGGUGGGGAAAGCAGCAGAACAUGUAGCACCUCCAAAGAAACCGCCCCGUCCCGGUGCGCCGUGUCACCUGACCAACUUAAACCCAGUGGACAGUUACAACGAGGGUGUCAAGAUCCAGCCUCAGGAGAUCAGUCCACCACCAACAGCAAACCUGGACCGCUCUAACGACAAAGUUUACGAGAAUGUGACGGGGCUUGUGAAGGCGGUUAUUGAGAUGUCCAGCAGAAUCCAACCAGCACCUCCUGAAGAAUACGUUCCCAUGGUGAAGGAUGUGGGACUGGCCCUCAGGACUUUACUGGCCACAGUGGAUGAGACGAUACCCGUGUUACCAGCCAGCACACACAGAGAGAUCGAGAUGGCUCAGAAACUCCUGAACUCUGACCUGGCGGAGCUCAUCAGUAAGAUGCGACUCGCGCAGCAGUACGUGUUGACGAGUUUACAACAGGACUACAAGAAACAGAUGCUCACCGCAGCUCACGCGCUCGCCGUAGACGCCAAGAACCUGUUGGACGUGAUCGACCAAGCGCGACUGAAGAUGUUAUCUCACAACCGGCCGCACUAGUUUCUCCAUGAUGGCUGGAUCAUUACGGAGGGACAGACCGGCACAGCAGUCCUAACACUUAACAUCAUGUACCGCAGUCAAACAUCAAUGGGACGUUAAAUUCAGAACUCUUAACGAGAAAACUCCUCGCAGGCGUUACAGAAAUAAACCGUUUUUUAAAAGCAAGAUUCAUCACAGUUUUCCAGUGUAUGUCCAACUGGAGAAUGUAUGAGACACUUUAUUUUAUAACCUUUUGCAGUGUCGUGAUUGACUCAUUUUGUAUCCAGAAGUGAAGUUGGUCAUCAGGUCUCCUUGUUCUACAUAAACGUUCUCAGCGCUGGAGAAACCUGCAACUCACACAGAACUCGGAGCCAAGGUCUCGUUUGGGGUUCUGCGUUAUUCCAAAGGCUUAUAAACAUCACAAACGCUUCCUUUGUUUUUUGUCGAUAUGCUGAUGUCAAAAUGAUUACUUCUCAAAUGCCACAGUGCAUUUAGAUUUAUCUAGGUGCUUCUACAAUGCCCAAAAAUGCUGUUAGAUGAUAUUCUCUCUCAUGUACAUAACUCCUCAUGACUCUAAAGCAAAACAGUGAUAUUUAACAUAUUUUUUAAGGAAUCACGGCUACUUAUAUGAAAAUGCUUGGCAAAGAGUUAUAUUAAAAUUAUGGGAAAUCAAGUCACCCUGAUGUGAACGUUAGAUCAGGGACAAAAGCUAAUGAAGUCACAUAUCAGUCACUUGAAGCACAGCUGCCUUCCAAGUUCAUUUUAAGAAUCUUAAUGCCUCUUUUCACCAUAUUUCCACAGGACGCUUUGAGAAUUAUUUGUGUACAGAACAAUCGUGAAUCCAUUUUGUCAUUGCUAUAAAUUAUUCUCAGGAAGAAACAACUGUACAGAACUAAUAAAAUGGUAUCUUUA